GCCGAUGAGUGAGUAAGAUGGUGUCCGGUGUCUGCAGGUUUAUAUGUGACAGUUUCAAAGAACAAAAUCAUGGACUUGUGACUGAAAAUUGUUCUGCAAAGGAAUCCGUUCAAAAGAAGUGCAAUGAAGUUCUGAGCAGAAGAUGCAGAAGAGAUGAUGCCUGCAGAAUGAUAUUACCGCCACUGAUUUUUAUACUAUUAGCAUUCCUUGUGCCACAAAAAGUGCUUUCUGAAGAGGGAUUUGCAUUCUGUGUAGACACUUCUAUCUGCUCUCUUCAGCUGACAAUUGGAGAAGGAUCUUGUAACUUGAUCAUUUCUAAUCAAGGUGGACAAGUAGUAAUCACUGCUGGUUUACCAUGUUCAUCAUCAAUUCAUAUAAAAUCAAAUGGAUCUGGAAACAUGUUCUGCAUGGCAUGGAAUGAAACUGACCACAUCUACUUUAAACAUGGAGAGAGCCUACUGCAGCUUCUCUGCAUUCCAGUAGCCAACAUGUGCUGUACAGAUUUUGGCUUUGUAAAUGGUUCAGUUGGCCAGGAAAUGACUGUAUUUCAAGCAAAUUGUUCUGAUAUCUCCAUCAACAAUUUCCUCUCAUUUACCCUAAAUGGGACUAAGCAGACCUGCAGUAAGUUAUUUAAAAUGGUAAUUCAUACUUUACAAGUUUAUGUAUGUAUUCUUUUCCUUUUUAAUCCAUUUUUCUUUACAUUUUCAGAUGCUUCUGGGAAUAGAAAUUACAGUCCUGACACUGCAGACCACCUCAGAUGCUCGGAGGAGACCUUUGACUGUCUUAAACAGAUGACUGAGUCUCAAAAUAAUUCUGUUGUCCGCUACACCAACACGCUUGAGUGCCUUGCUGAUGUCAAAAAUUAUGGAUCAAACAGAAUUAAUGAGCUGAUGGAGGAAAUAUUAUUUGAAGUUAAUGGUACUCUCAAAAUGAAUAAUAUGAUUGUCUCAGUUACAAGGUCUGCAUCUGCUUUUGAUGGUCUUCAUUUGGGAACUGAUUUAGAAAAUGAUACUAACGCCAGUGCUCUUUUGGAAUCUCUGGUUGUUGGAGUAAUCGUGGAAAAUGCAAGCAUUUCUAAUCUCAGUAAUCCUUUGAUCAUCAGGUUCUUCACUGGUAAUAAUUCAGCCUUUACAAACAUGACAUGUGUGUUUUGGGACGAAACAGAAGAAAAUGGAGCAGGUGAUUGGAGUGUUGUUGGCUGUCAAACCUUUGUGAACAAUUCCACAGUAACAUGUAAAUUCAGUCAUCUCUCCUAUUUUGCUGUCCUUGUGUCACCUGGGCUGAAACCAAGUGAACAAAAUGCUAAAGCUCUGACCUACAUCAGCUACAUUGGCUGCGGGAUCUCUAGUUUUUGUAUCUGUCAUCUUCGUUAUUCAUAAAAUGUUU
Molecule: messenger RNA, 1386 nt
Organism: Polypterus senegalus (gray bichir)
Lineage: Eukaryota; Metazoa; Chordata; Cladistia; Polypteriformes; Polypteridae
Product: adhesion G-protein coupled receptor G4-like
Exons: 9
Coding region: 18-1379 (453 amino acids)
Biological process (GO): adenylate cyclase-activating G protein-coupled receptor signaling pathway
Molecular function (GO): G protein-coupled receptor activity
Source: RefSeq, a predicted model, not a curated record